This is a messenger RNA of Hypoxylon trugodes, 207 nucleotides long. RefSeq lists its product as uncharacterized. The record is from RefSeq and is a predicted model, not a curated record. The coding region runs from base 1 to 207 and encodes 68 amino acids. The transcript is spliced from 2 exons. NCBI's taxonomy places the organism in Eukaryota, Fungi, Ascomycota, Sordariomycetes, Xylariales, Hypoxylaceae.
AUGGCUUGCUCCCACGUUCACUGCUCCCAUCACCAAGAGCACCUCAUCAACCACUGCUCUCGCCCAGCUGCUGGCCAUGCUUCCCCCUUGGUUGACACGUCUGGAACAGCCCCAGGAAAACGAUGUCCCACCUGUCAGAGCAAGGGCACAGAAGUCUGGGUCUUGCCUGGACGAGACUGUCCGUAUUGCGGAACAUACGUUGCCUGA